Pygocentrus nattereri (red-bellied piranha) is the source of this 2380-nucleotide messenger RNA. It is a transcript of the gene enkd1, whose product is annotated as enkurin domain containing 1. NCBI's taxonomy places the organism in Eukaryota, Metazoa, Chordata, Actinopteri, Characiformes, Serrasalmidae. The transcript is spliced from 8 exons. The record is from RefSeq and is a predicted model, not a curated record. Bases 201 to 1286 code for a protein of 361 amino acids. Gene Ontology annotation, cellular component: cytoplasmic microtubule.
UCUUUAAGCCGUUGCUAUGGAGAUGCAUUCGGCUUGUCUAUGCGUCAUCAGUCGGCGUGUUUACCGAGGGCCGGAGAGUUGAACGGAAAAAAAAUCAACUGUAUUGAAAACGCAUUAAAACGACAGUUAACAGCUAUAAGCAGCUUGAUGAACACUUUGCACAAUUACUGUAAGAAAUCCACAGAGCAUUCACUGCCAUCAUGUGUGAGGGACCUUCUAUGAUCUCUGGGCCCAUUCCACCAGACCCCUCCCUCUUCCCCGAGUACUACAAACGACCUGUCUCCGCCCGGGGUCGCCUGGAAGGGAAUUCUCAGAGUGGAUCUUUAGCCCUGCUGAAUGGGCCUUUAGCUCCAGACCCAGCUUUGUACCCAAGCUACUACAGUGCCCGUGCUCCUCGUCCUCCUCGCAUUGGCCCCAAUGCCACACACAUCCUGGAAAGAAGCCAGAGAGGCGAGGUGGGGGCCAUCCUUAAACUGGAGGGUAUCUCCUUGACACCCAACCCUGUAAAACAUAAACCUGCAGUGCAUGAUUAUGGGAAAGAGAAUGUCCGCAGGCUGCGGGAGAUCCAGAGACGGUUCCGUGAGCAGGAGGCACAGAAAGAGCAUGCAAAGCCAGUUCCUGUUAAAGCUCUGUGGAGCUCUCCCAAAUACCAGGAUAUCUCCUCGAGGGUCAUGGCCCAGUUACAAGAGAAAACACCUCCAAAGAGGCCAGAAUGUCAGAACUUCCUAAGAGCCCACUCUGUCUGUGGGGCUGGUGGUCGACCUCAGCCUCAUCGACCUCUUUCAGCCCCAGCAUCCCCUUCUGAAAACAACCCGAACCCUCAGACAUCAGACUCCGAUUCAGAGAUCCAGGUGAGAGGACACUAUGUGGACUUUGUGAGGCAUAAUGCACGUGCAGCAGCAAAGACGACUCUGAGACGCUCUCAGUCCCUACAGAACCUGCAAAACAAACAGCCUCCAAGCGCAGUGAAGGGUCGUGUGCCACAGUAUCUGGAGGACAGAAAGGUGCAAUGGCGAAAAGAAGAGGAGGAGAGGAAGAGGAACACUCCUGACCCUUCUGUACCUGCUGGGCACACUCAGAUGUCAGAUAGAGAGAGGCAGGAAACUCUGAAGUCGCUCAAAGACACACACAGGUCUCUGGUGAGUGAACUGCUCUCCCUCCCAGUCAGAGCUGACACAGUCAGCAUGCGUUCCCGCCGCACGGACCUUGACCGACGGCUCUCUGAAGUUGAGGAGGGCAUCAAGAUAUUCUCCCGUGAUAAAGUCUAUGUGAAAAAUGACUCAUGAACCAUCAUCAAUCUAAACAGCACAUUCAGUGUUUGCUCACCCAUCAUGUCCCUCAAGCAGGCUGCAUGUUUGGGUUCACAGUUCUGGAUCCAUCACAAAUACUUACUACAAACACUUAAGAUCAGCAGUCACUUGCAUAAAACAACUUACAUGAUUUUUACCUAAUGUAAGCUUCAUAAAAUCUCUUCAGAGGAAAGAUUCAAACGAUUCAAAAGUAAAAAAGAUUCAGUGUUUUAUACUUAAAAAGUUAGUAACCGGAUUGCCUUUUGAUUUCAUUGAAUUUCAAAUAAUAAGUAAACAGAAUGUAAAACACUGAUUGUUGUUCUGUGGUCUUAGUCUUAGAAUUUUUUACAGCUUAAUUGUAGAUUGUGUUUUAUAUCCUAGGUUGAAGUUUUAGCACUUAAGUUUUAUUUAAAUAUGCAACAUAUCCCUGUGUGAACACCAUGAAAAUCGUAAUCGCAGCACAAGUCAAAUUGUUAGUUAGUAAACACCCUAUUUUGCAUUUUGUGAUAUAGUGUGUUAAAUUAAUUGUGGGAGAUCUUUAUGAUGAAGUCUUCUUCAUGAUCUUCGGUACAUAUCAUUAUUCAAAAAAAAGUCAUUUUACAGUAUGCAUGUUUAUUUUCUUAAGUGUUGGCAAUGUGCCGUAUCUAAGCCUUCAACAUUUAUCACAGGUGGUUCAAUUUAACGAGGCUCUGCCUUUGUCCAGAAUCACUGUGCCUUUUAGCACCGGUGAGAGGGGCGUUUUUUAAACAAUAUUUCAUUCCUACUGUGCCUCGUUAUUCUAGAGGAAGUCAAGAUUCGUUGUUUAAACGCAGCUGUAAUGGUGAAACAGAAACCUUAAAACUGUCCAUCCUGUAUUGCACUGAUUUUGAUAUGACAAAGUGAUGUGGAUGUGUUGAGUUGUGAAUAAAACUGCACUGGUAAUAAUAACUGCUGCUGCUACUGCUGAUAAUGAUGAUGAUGUUGUUGAUGAUUAUUAUCAGUAUUAUUGUCUGUGAUGAUGCACAUUCAUUUCUGUUGGUAUCACAGUACACAAUUACUGCCUUGGAAUUAAUGUGAUCUGUCAGAGUUGGUAAAUAAAUAUCUCAGAUUAA